GCUUACAGGAUCAAGUGAGAGCGCACGGCGCAUGGGUGAGCGUGUGUUUGUUUGUGUGUGUUCGGGGAGAGAGAGACACGCUGGAUCGAGCGGAGAGCAAGGAAGCCAGUCUGCCCAGCGGAGGGAGGAGAGCCAGCAGGCAGUCGAGGUUCAAACUACUCAGAGGAGGAGGAGGAGGAGGAGGGAGUCAGGCAGAGGAUGACACAGAAAGAGUUGGAGAGUUUUCACUGCUGUUGUUGAAACAACACUGAGCAGAGGUCCCUGCAGGAAGUAAAGAGAGAGAACGUCGAAGAGGACACUUUGAUGACCGGACGACCCAACACACAAGACUUCCCAGAGCCAGAACGAGAGCCUGACUCUGGAAGACCCAUGGAGGCAGAGUCCUGAUUACACACACACACACACACACACACACACACACACACCCACCGACUGCACAGAAGCUCUCCUGCGGGCCGUCCCCUCCCACACGCUCCUCUCGACCCCACACAGCCAGGCCACGGUUGCGGGAGACUUUUACUGAGAGUUGACUGAGCCCAAACGGGGGGAUUUUCUUUUGGCACUUCCAAGGUUUAUGUUGUGGAUUUCGACGUUGAUCACCCCGCGGGGGUCUGUCUUCUGAUAACCCCCCCCCCCCCCCCCCGCCCGCGCGCGCGCGCGCACACCGCCCGCCUCGGUCUUCACUUCACCCCCACUCGCCUCAAGCACUCCUCCUCGUCCUCCAGCCACGAUGAGCUGCCGGAAGCGCUGCAAGCGGGAGAUCUUCAAGUUCGCCCAGUACAUGUUCCGGCUCGUCACGGGGACCCUGAACUCGGACAGCGUGGAGGAUGAGCUGGAGCAGUCGGCAGUGCGCCACCGGCCUGAAGGCCUGGAGCAGCUGGAGGCUCAGACCCGCUUCUCCCGGAAGGAGCUCCAGAUCCUGUACCGCGGCUUCAAGAACGAAUGCCCGAGUGGAGUGGUCAACGAAGACACCUUCAAAGACAUCUACUCACAGUUCUUCCCGCAAGGAGACGCCUCGACAUAUGCACAUUUUCUGUUCAACGCCUUCGACACGGACCACAAUGGAUCUGUGAGUUUUGAGGAUUUCGUCAUGGGCCUCUCGAUCCUCCUGAGGGGAACCAUCACGGAGAAGCUCAACUGGGCCUUCAACCUGUACGACAUCAACAAGGACGGCUACAUCACCAAAGAGGAAAUGCUGGACAUCAUGAAGGCGAUCUACGACAUGAUGGGGAAGUGCACGUAUCCGGUGCUCAAAGAGGAGACACCGCAUCAACACGUGGAGAUAUUCUUCCAGAAAAUGGAUAAGAACAAAGACGGCGUGGUCACCAUCGAUGAGUUCAUCGACUGUUGCCAAAAUGACGAUAACAUCAUGCGGUCGAUGCAUCUGUUUGAAAACGUCAUCUAAACCGUGGAGAUGAUAUGACCGCCGAGGCUAUGGUGGGGGGGGGGGACGCCGUCGUGGUCUUCAUCCUCAUAAUCUUCACCCGGGCUCCACUCUGCCCGGUCUGGACUGUAGGGAGCAGACCCACGUUUCAACGUUUCACGCCCACUCGGUGGAAGCAGUCUCAAAAUGACAUUCUAUUAAUAAUUAACAUUUCUAGAUCAAUGUUCAACACUUUGUUUCAUUCCUGAAUGGUACACGUGUUGCCUGGGAGGAAUACCUUUCACAACAAGGAAUAAUUACUAUGUUUACGGUCACAUUGUGUUUCUUUGCAAGCGAUAACCCGGGUCAGCUUUCAGCAUUAUUGACCGAGGAGUUUUAUCACUAAGAUGAGUGUGUAGUUUGAGAACAAGAGUCAUAGCAAGAGAUUAUUUAUUUUUCUGUUGGCCGUAGUAUUUGCUUUGAAGGAUCAAAAUCACUGUGAUAUAAUCCAUUCAUAAUUAACAUUAAGGAAAUAACUAACGAUUAUCCUAUUGAUUUUAUAUUUGAAACUCAGUUUCCGUCAGAGUUUCAACGUUUCUGGAACAUUCUUACCAUAAGUUACACGAUGUGGUCUGUACCGUGUUCCCCAAAGUGAGCAUUCACAGAACUUAGAUUGUACAAUUUUUCAUAUUGUACAUAUUACAGAUGAUUUAAUUGCUUUAGAUAAAAACCUCUAUGAAAAACUUUUUAACUUUAUUCGUGUUUACUUGCCAACUAGAAGGAGACCGCGCAGAAAUUGUGUGAAAUCAGACCUUUCAAUUCUAACUUUAUCAACAGAAGCACAGGGAUACAUAUAAAUAUAUAUUUACCAUGAGUAUAAAAUUAAACAAUAUCUUAACCAGAGAUAGGCUGCUUUCAAUGUUUUUCAUUUAAUCUGAUGUGUAUUACCUUGAUGCAUACUUUCCGUAAUUCCUCUAUGAGUUUCAAAAGGGUUCAUUUUGCUGUUUUUCCCCGAAAGGCAAUGGCUUGAGUUUAUUUAUAUGGCAUUGUUGCCAUUGGUUAAUCGAUUGCCAGUUGUACAGUAUUACAAGCGAUUAUCUUACAGCCUUUUUAAAUGUUGGCUACACAUACUUAUUUGCGUGUUUUAGUGAGAGUGUUGUUUGAACGAUUGUUUUCAGUCAGUCUCUUACUAUGUGGUAGUUUGUAUAGGUCUCUUUCGAUCUUGGGUAAAUGUGCUUUUGGCCCCUCUCAUCCUUUUUCCUUGCCAUGUUGGUAUGGAGUACUAAUCCGAGCAGAAGGCCUGCUGGCUAAACCUUUACUUUAUUUAAUACUUGAUCUUAACAGUUGACAAAUGGCCCUCUGUCUCAAUUAGAAAACUGUAUUCAUAUAAUUUAGAUACCAGCUGUGUUGGUUCUUACAAAUGCUUUUAACCACGAAAAGUUAGUUUUUAGGAAAUGCAAACAGAUAAAACGCUAUUAAUUUCUGAAUGAGGCAUGCUCGUUAUUGAUUAAGCAUGCAUUUCCCUUUUGAGAGGAGUACUUGAAAUUGUGUUUCUGAGCAGAGGCAACGUGUUCAUUGUUAAGUCAAAAGAGAUGACUCGUCUUUUUCAUUGCGUUGUUUUGUUUUGUUUUUUAUGCCUUGACCCUUAAGGAAAUGUAAAUUUGAUCAACACAUCUCUAUUUAAAAAUUUGAUAUGUAUUUGUGUUUGUCUGAGAAAAUGGUUGAAUAUACUACGGCUGGUGUUUCAUCCCAUGACUUUCAUGUAAGACUGUUUUGGAAAUCAAAACAUUUCUGGAGGUGGUACAUUUAAAUAUUUUAUCAUAAUACUUUGCGCCUGGUUUGUUAACUCAUUUACAAAAUAUUUUCAGGCUGGACAAUUUCUUGAUAAGGGACUCAUUACCAAUCAGAAAUAGUUGUAUAACCACAUUUGUCGAUAUUUUUUUCUAGUUCAGCCCCUCACAUGAUACUAUUUUGCCCUAACAACAUUUGUUGGUUUGGGCCUGGGGUUAUUCAAGAAAAAACAAUUAAAACAGAAACAAAACUG
This is a messenger RNA of Gadus macrocephalus (Pacific cod), 3407 nucleotides long. RefSeq names its product Kv channel-interacting protein 4-like. The transcript has 8 exons. Gene Ontology annotation, molecular function: calcium ion binding; potassium channel regulator activity. Bases 731 to 1405 code for a protein of 224 amino acids. NCBI's taxonomy places the organism in Eukaryota, Metazoa, Chordata, Actinopteri, Gadiformes, Gadidae. Gene Ontology annotation, cellular component: voltage-gated potassium channel complex. Gene Ontology annotation, biological process: regulation of potassium ion transmembrane transport. The record is from RefSeq and is a predicted model, not a curated record.